Molecule: messenger RNA, 843 nt
Organism: Pisolithus orientalis
Lineage: Eukaryota; Fungi; Basidiomycota; Agaricomycetes; Boletales; Pisolithaceae
Product: GPI-anchored small secreted protein
Exons: 3
Coding region: 89-652 (187 amino acids)
Source: RefSeq, a predicted model, not a curated record
UUGCCAAGCGGGCUAUUUGAAUCCCUCCCCGCGAGUAUAAACUACAACUUUUUUUUCCCCUUCCAACUCAGUAGUGGGUCUGUCCACCAUGCGUGUUGUCGCCGCCAUCCUUCUGAGCGUUUCUUCCGCCUUUGCCUAUCAAGUCACGUCUCCCGGUGGUUCGCAAGGUUGGACCACUUCCGGUCCCAACUACUUGACAUGGAACCGUGUCUCCACCGACCCACUCAACUUCACAGCCGUGUUAACCAACACUAACACUACUGUUAUGCCUAUCAAUAACCAGGUACUCAAUGCCCUCGUUGACGGUACCGUUGGCACGAUUCAGUGCAACCCUCCCAGUGGGGGCUGGCCCACUGGCGAUGGGUUCCGUGUCAACCUUGCUCAGGAUGCCGAACACCUUGAUAGCUUGCUUGCUCAAUCCGAUCAGUUCAGCAUUACUGGGUCGACAACCACGGGUACCUCUACAAGCACGACAUCUGCUUCUAUCUCUGCCCUGACGUCAAGUGCUACCACUACGUCGGCUGGCACUGCCAGUUCGGACACGAGCACCACGCCUACUAGCUCGAGUGCUGCACUUCCAGGAGUCGAUACCCAGUCUGGACUACUCGCUGCCCUUGCUGCCCUGACUGCCUUCAUUACCACUGCGUUUUGAUUGAACUUUGUUGUGGACUAUUAGGUGUCAAUCUAAUAAUCCCUCGUUUGUCCUCACACUCGUUCUUUUCUUUGGUGAACGGCUCUGCGUAUUAGGUACUUUACGUUUUUGUGCAGGACUUGCUGGCAGUUGACUUUUGUUGGACGAUGGUGGUAAUUUACGUGUUGACAGCUACAAGGCUAAGAUGAGAG